GCGCCCCCUCCUUCUCUCCGAGCUCGUGCUCCUGCAGUAGUGUGGUGGUGUUUGGAGGCGUCGGAACAUGCCGGAAGGUCCGUCUGGAGCUGCCGAAGUGUCCCGGAAAAGAGGUGCCGACCCGGGCCUGCUAUUUAAGCACGUCCCGGAGAGGAAGAGGGCCUGUUGGGGAAUUCUGACAAGCCAAGGGUCCUGGGCAGAUCGUUCUCCCCUCCAUGAAGCAGCUUCUCAGGGUCGGCUGCUGGCCCUGCGCACUCUGCUGGCCCAGGGCUACCACGCCAACAUUGUCACCAUUGAUCAUGUAACUCCUCUUCAUGAAGCCUGUCUGUCAGGACAUGUUGCAUGUGUCAGAGCAUUAAUAAAUGCUGGAGCUAAUGUGAAUGCUGCUACCAUUGAUGGCAUCACUCCUCUGUACAACUGCUGUGCCUCUGGGAGCGUUGGUUGUAUGGAACUACUCCUGCAGAGUGGAGCGCACAGGCGUGCACCUCACACACACUUCCCCUCGGCUUUGCAUGAAGCCUGCAAGAGAGGAAAUAGCCAGUGUGUGGAGUCCCUGCUGUCUCAUGGAGCAGAUCCAGAUGAUGAAGUAUCCCACUUGGGCUCUCCUCUGUAUGUGAGCUGCCUGCACCGACACACCGCCUGCUCAAAGAUUCUGCUGCACAGAGGAGCAGAUGUGAGUGUAGGGAGAGGAUGUGACAGCCCUCUGCAUGCAGCUGUCAGACAGGACAGUGCAGAUCAGGUGUCACUGUUGCUGGACUACGGGGCUAAUAUUAACUUGCGAGACAGUAACAAUCAGCGGCCAGUGGAGCUAGCACCUCCUGGUGGAAAAACACAACAGCUCCUGCUGGCAUUUGAAGUGUCUCCAAGGAGUCUCUGCCAGCUGUGUCGUCUUCGCAUCAGAAAUCUGAUUGGGCGAUCCAGAUUGAAGCUGCUCCCUCUGCUUCCUCUCCCUGCCCUGCUCACUCACUAUCUGGAGCAUAUAAGUAAUGAGCAAUGAUGGGCACACAUGUGCAAGCCUUUACGUUUGGCUGUACUGAGCCUUGUAUCAACCUCUUUUCGUGCUAACAUAUCACUGUAUGAUGGAGUUUGGUUACUCAGAAUUCACAGAUGUUCUGCUGCAUGCUGUGAUCUGCAGAAUAAAUUGCUUUUGUAUUGACAUAAUCAAUAAUUUCUAUUUUCAAUAGGAGUUUAUGAUUUUUAUGAUUACAUGAUGAUGACAGUUUUUCCUGAGUUUGAACUCAGUGUUUAAGCACAGUUUGAAAUGCUUUUUGUUCUUUCCCAGCACCAUGCUCUUAAUGUUGUUAUCACCUGAUAAAGUGUGGCUACUAUUUGUUUUGCUAGUCUUAUGAAGUCACAUUUUGUAGGUUUUCUCAUGGUUUUUUUCCCUCAUUAUUAUCUCGGUAAUGGAGAAUCUUCACUAGCUGACUGUGUUGGCAAUUGUGCCGUAAUCCUAGAGGAGCCUUGGAGGACACAACAGGGUUUCAGAGCUGGAGAUGAAAGAAAUAAAAACCGCCUGUUUCAGCCGUCAUCGUGGGAAGUGGGAGAUGAUAGGACAGUGAGAUGGAUGAGCCAGAAGGAACAGUGACUAGAAUGAUGUAUUUCAUGGAAAUGUUGCCACAUUCACACUUCCUGGACCACAGUGAGCUGGUGCCUGGCUUCAGGACUGAAUGCUGAACUGUCCUCAGUCACUGCUGUUACUGUUUGGAGAGUCCUCUGACACAGAGCUCAUCCCGAUGCCUCCGACUGCAGUGAAUACAUGUGUAUAGUAAUACUGGGUAACCCCGAGCACCCAGUGCAAAGCUUACUUGGUCUGUGUUUAUGCUCUGCUGUUACAAGGCACGUACCACAUCCUAUUACAAUACCUGCAUUUAUUUGUUAGAGUUUAGCGUCUUAUUGUAAUAUAUUUAAUUUUUAACAAGCAAACCCUUCACCUUUUAAUAAGCUAUUUAACAGAACUUCUUGUGAUAUUGUAUUUAUUUUAUUGAGCACUGUAAUACAAUCAUUUUGCAACUUUUGGUCUUAAUAAAGC
Archocentrus centrarchus (flier cichlid) is the source of this 2029-nucleotide messenger RNA. Its product is annotated as ankyrin repeat and SOCS box protein 5-like. The record is from RefSeq and is a predicted model, not a curated record. The transcript is spliced from 7 exons. Gene Ontology annotation, molecular function: protein binding. Gene Ontology annotation, biological process: intracellular signal transduction; protein ubiquitination; positive regulation of protein catabolic process. NCBI's taxonomy places the organism in Eukaryota, Metazoa, Chordata, Actinopteri, Cichliformes, Cichlidae. The coding region runs from base 68 to 997 and encodes 309 amino acids.